Molecule: messenger RNA, 717 nt
Organism: Cladophialophora psammophila CBS 110553
Lineage: Eukaryota; Fungi; Ascomycota; Eurotiomycetes; Chaetothyriales; Herpotrichiellaceae
Exons: 3
Coding region: 1-717 (238 amino acids)
Biological process (GO): regulation of peroxisome size; peroxisome fission
Cellular component (GO): peroxisomal membrane
Source: RefSeq, a predicted model, not a curated record
AUGGUUGCCGACGCCCUUGUCUAUCACCCUGCGCUGACCCAUUACCUCCGAUAUGUUGCGACAACAGUCGGUCGUGACAAAGUCCUCCGAACAAUCCAGUACUUCAGCAGAUUCUACGCGUGGUACUUGUAUCGCACCAACAACCCGACAAGCGCCAUCCUGCCAUGGACCACGAUCAAGAAUCAAUUCGGGUUGACGAGAAAGAUCCUGCGCGUUGGGAAAUUCGUCGAGCACAUCCGCGCUGGAUCCGAACUAUACGAUGCGGCCAUCAAGUCGGGCAAUGGGGACAAGAUCGUGCAAUAUCUCCAGAUUCUGAGGCAGAUUGGCUACGCUGGCUACAUGUUCUUCGACAUGAUGACGCUGUUGGACACAAUGGGAGUCAAGAAAGAUCCUCGGGCGAAGAGCAUCCAGGCCACGGCAUACCGGUUCUGGUUCACAGGUCUGGUCGCCAGCGCCCUUGCUGGCAUCUACAACACUUAUAAACUGAGGGAACGUGCCAGGGCUGUGGAUGAGAAGGACGCCGAAGCCAAGGUGGAGAAGGUCAAGAUUGCCAGACAACAACGAACUGUCAACAUCCAGCUGAUCUCCGACCUCUGCGACCUUACAGUGCCCGGCACAAUACUCGGAUAUGUCAAUCUUGACGACGGUAUCAUUGGUCUGGCCGGGGUGACCAGCAGUUUGCUCGGCAUGUAUGGAGCAUGGCAGAAGACUGCUUGA